Clarias gariepinus (North African catfish) is the source of this 4038-nucleotide messenger RNA. RefSeq names its product MYB binding protein (P160) 1a (gene mybbp1a). NCBI's taxonomy places the organism in Eukaryota, Metazoa, Chordata, Actinopteri, Siluriformes, Clariidae. Gene Ontology annotation, molecular function: transcription factor binding; transcription corepressor activity; sequence-specific DNA binding. The record is from RefSeq and is a predicted model, not a curated record. Gene Ontology annotation, biological process: regulation of DNA-templated transcription. Gene Ontology annotation, cellular component: nucleolus. The transcript is spliced from 27 exons. The coding region runs from base 39 to 3854 and encodes 1271 amino acids.
UUUACUCCGGUCCACACGUGUGCUCGUGCACAGUUCUGAUGCAGUGUGGAGACAUGGGGGAGGUGAGGAUGGAGACGGAGACGGAGACAGAGACGGAACCGGUUCGGCCCAAAGUGACGGACAGUAGAGGAGUGCUGAAACAGAACCGGGACUUCCUGGACUUCUUCUGGGACAUCGCCAAACCGGAGCGCGAGACCCGCCUGAGGGCUGUGGAGGGACUCAUAGAGCACGUGCGGCUCAGCCAGGAGUCUGAUGUGCUGAAGUACACCCUGAAGAGACUGGUAGAUGGACUGUGUCACGCUCGAGAGGAGGCUCGCUCCGGCUACAGCCUAGCACUCGCACAGGUGUUGAGUGUGUUUGAGGAGAUCACACUCAGGAGUGUAUUGGACCAGAUCAGAGAGAAACACAACCUGAAGGCGGCCAGCAAGAAGCAGAUUAAACAUGCAGCCUUCGGGAACUUCUUUGGAGUUCUGGCUCUGUCUCAGUCCACACGCCUGCACAAGGAGGCAGACGUGCUGCUGGAGUGUGUGAAGCUGCUGCAGUCUCUCUCUCAGUACAGAGAACACCUGAGGGAUUUACCCACCAAGACCAUCGGAGACAUCCUCAACGAGGUGUCGGAGCAGAUGUUUGAGCAGGUGUUGUUCAGCGCCCUACAGGAGGAUCUGAGGUCGGCUCUCAGCAGUCCUGAGCAGUUAGAGCUCCUCCUGCUGGUCAUGCGCAGAUUCUCAUCCACACUCAGCUCUGUACAACUGGACAAACUACUGGGGACCAAAUCCAUCAUCAACACACACACACUGCCCAGGUUAGUAGAGGUGGUGAAGGCAGCCGCGCGCUCGGUGAAGAAGGAGUGUGUGUUGCCAGCGGUAGCGUCUGAUCUCCUUCACAUGUCCCUGCGUGAGGACAGCUUCACCUUCUUCUGGGACAGUGUGGUGAUCGGUGGACUGAUAUCGGCCCCCCCAGGGCCCAGCCAUUACCUGGCGUUCAGGCUGAUGGGCGUGGCCUUGCCGUUGCUGUCUGUGUCUCAGCUGCAGUAUGUUCUGAGUGGUGAGGUGAUGAAGCGUUAUGGAGAACACGUCAUGACCGCACAGCUGCCCGAGCGCUUUAAGUUCUCCCCGGAGAUGGACGAGUGUGUGUGUGUGUUCCUGCGCAGCUGCAGUGAUGUGGCGAAGCAGCUGUUGGUGCUGCAGAUGUUCACUCGGCUGGCGCAGCGCGGCGCUCCCGUCGUCCCGUCCUUCUGGAAGGUUCUGGAACACGCGGAGCUCGGCGCUCUCAAGUCCUACACGCGCUGGCUCAGAGAGAGGUUCUGUCAGCCUCGCGUCUCCGAGCUGCUCGACUUCACCACACGCAAGCAGAGAUGCGGCCAGGACUCCGCCCAUGACCCCGCCCCUCAGACCGAGGAGUGUGUGUCGCGUCUGAGGAAGUGGAUCAUCCCCCGCCUGGCCUGCAUCGUGGAGAACCAUCAGAUUAAAAAAGAUGAGGAGCUCGUUAUGGAGAUCACCAGGUUUAUCUUCUUCCAUGCGUUCUUCGAUACAGUGAAGUCCACAGCUUUAAUCCCGGAGACUCAGAACAAAGUCUCUCCUGCUCUGGACCAGAACACACGCAACACCGCCAGCUCCACCUUCUUCAGUGUGUUACACUCCCUGAGUGUGUUGCCGGUGCUGGGUGAGAGUGAGCAGAGUGAGGCGGGGAGCAGGAGGAGUGUGUUGGGUGUGAUGUCAGACGGGUCCAUGUGGGUGGACGGGCUGGUCCGGUUCGCCGACAUGCUGCUCAAACACACCAAACACGUCCGGAGUGUACACGCACUCAGCACUGAACACACACAAGCCUGGGACAGCAUGCUGCAGUCAGUGGAGUGUCUCAGUAAGAAGAUGAAGAAGUCUCCAGCUCCUGAACACUCGGCCUUCCAGCACCUCUUCCUCAUCAUCGGCAUCCAGAUGUUCAAGGCUCCAGAUGACAGUGUGGAGUUACUGAAUGAUCUGAGGAGCUGUAUGGAACAAGCACAGGCCAAAAAACCCAAGAAGAAGAAGACGCAGAAGAGGAGUGAGGCAGACGGCGAGGGGGCGGAGCCUCACUGGGUGGAGGUGGUGGUGGACAUCCUGCUGUCUCUGCUCGCUCAGCCCAGCCGUCUCAUCCGCAGUGUGUGUAAGACCGCCUUCAGCCGAGUGUGUCCUUAUAUCACUCAGCCCGCGCUCACCGCUAUACUGAACGUUCUGGACCCGAGUAAGGACGCAGAGGAGAGCGGGGUGAUGGUGAGUGACGACACGGAGAAGAAGAAGAAAGCAGAGGAGGAGGAGGAAGAACAGGAAGCAGAGGAUGAAGAUGAAUCUGACUCCUCAGGCCACGAUGAAGAUGAAGAUGAUGAAGAGAUGGAUGAGGAUGAGGAGGAGGAAGUGGAUCAGAAUUUCCGUCUGGAGCUGAUGAAGGUGUUACAGGGUCAGAACGCUCUGGCCAUCGAGGACGACGGCAGCAGUGAGGACGAGGAGCUGGACGACGAGGCCAUGAUGAAGUUGGAUGAGAACCUGGCGGCUCUGUUCGGGGAGCAGAAGAAGAAGCUGCAGGCCAAGAAGGACGAAAAGGAGCGUCUGCGCAAGGAGAAGACCCUCGUCAGGGACUUCAAGAUCAAAGUGCUGGACCUGCUGGACGUGUUCGUGUGUAAGCAGGGCAGCAGUGUGUUGGUGUUGGGUCUGGUGGAGCCGCUGCUCAGUCUGAUCGAGACCUGCAUGAGCGCCGAGAGCGGACAACACGAGCAGGACUUCCUGAGGAGAGCCGCGCACAUCUUCAGGAACCAGCUGUGUCGGGGGAAACACUACUGCAGAGAGGUGGAGGGCCGGGAGGCGGAGCUUCAUGAGAUGCUGGAGCGUCUGAUUGGUCGAGCACAGAAGCUGUCAGACUCGUCAGUGGCUCUGUAUUACUUCAGUGCUGCACUUUACCUGGUUAAAGUCUUAAGAGGUGUGAUGAAGGACACGGACGCCACAGACACAGCUGAGAAGAGGCUGAUGGGUAAAGUGGAGGUGGACAGAGUGACGUCGUGUUUCAGAGACGCUCUCAGCUCCUUCAUGACGAGACGGAAAAGUCCACUGACUGGAGACAUGUUCACUGAACUGUUCAACAGGUUCCCCGUUCUGUGUGUAAAUUUGGUGGAUACAGCAGUGGAGAACAUCACGGGCGGAGUCAGGGAACACCAACAGGGCCAGGCGUGUGUGCUGGUGCUCAGAGCCCUACAGUCUAAGGAGGUGAAGCAGCUGAUGGGUGACGCCCAGUGGAGGGAAGUGUGUGAGAAAACCACGGAGAAGCUCACAGAGACGCUGCAGAAGGUGGAGUGUAAGAACAAAGCGGUUCAUGAGAAGACGGUGAAGGUUCUGGAGCUCACACACUUCAUCAUUAAAACUGUUCACCAUCAGCAGAAGCUGGAGGAUCUCCGGAACGUUCUCAGGUCCAUGAACGCUGAUGGGAGUCUGGAGAAGUCGGGGAAGCUGGAGGACACGUACUGGAGCGUCAUGAAGCUCUUCGGCCUACAGAAGCCAAAGGUGGAGAAGGUGAAGAAAGCGAAGGAGGUGGAGCAAGAGGGGGAGGAGCCAAAGAACAAGAAGAAGGGAUUCCUUCCUGAGAGCAAGAAACGUAAAAACCGUAAGAAGCCUGUGAUACUGGAGGGAAAGGAGGCUACGGACACGCCCACUCCAGGAGGAGGAGGAGGAGGGGGGAAGAAGAGGAGGAAGAAUAAUAAAAAGAAGAGGAGCGAGUCAGAGAGUCAGAGUCAGAGUCAGCCUCCUGCUAAAAAACCCAAAGCUCAGCAGAAUCAGAGUCACCAGGAGAAGAAACAGAAGAAGAAGAAGAAGAGGAGCAGUGCUGAGUGAACUGAUGGAGGAGGAGGAGGACAGAGCGCACACACACACACACACACACACACACACACACACUGAGAUCCUGAGGGACGUUAUUCACACACACACUUAUUUUUUGUAAAACUAUAAUGAUAAUGAUGUCAUUAAAGACUUUUUAUUGUAAAGUCAGAAAGGUCAUUAAAGUUCUUUUAUUGUA